UACUUCAUACACUCACUCACUCCCUCAGACACACGGAUCUCUAGUCACUUAGCUCCUUCAGAGUUCAAAGUAUUCUUUUCCCGAAACAUAUUUCACAAACUUCUUUUUAGAAAAGAGAAAAGAUGAAGACUUUCCUUGUUGCUUUGGUAUUUUCAUCUCUAGUCUUGAUCUCUACAUUUCUAGUUCAGACUACUUCUGCAGCUUCUGGCCCUGUUGAUACAUCACUCCUCAGUUUCUGCAACUCCAAGUGUGCGGAUAGGUGCGCAGUAGCAGGAGUGAAGGAUCGUUGCUUGAAUUACUGUGGAAUCUGUUGCAAAGAGUGCAAGUGCGUUCCCCAUGGAACUUACGGAAACAAAGAUGACUGCCCAUGCUACAGAGACAAGAAAAACUCCAAGGGCAAAGGCAAAUGCCCAUAAAGAAAAUGAUAUCAGCAACAAUUACCAUGAAACUAAUGAAGAUCUAGAGACAGAGAAGGAAGGAUCGCUUGGUUUUCUUUAUUGAUGAAAUCUGUCACCGUUUGCUACUGCACAUUACUGUAUUGCUGGUUGUUGUUGUUUCUAAUUCUAUGGGUAUGAUAAAUGAGAGUUUUAAUGAUCUUACAGGAUUCUAAAUCAAAUAAAUAAAUAACCUU
This is a messenger RNA of Papaver somniferum (opium poppy), 631 nucleotides long. RefSeq names its product peamaclein-like. The transcript is spliced from 2 exons. NCBI's taxonomy places the organism in Eukaryota, Viridiplantae, Streptophyta, Magnoliopsida, Ranunculales, Papaveraceae. The coding region runs from base 123 to 416 and encodes 97 amino acids. The record is from RefSeq and is a predicted model, not a curated record.